This is a messenger RNA of Tremella mesenterica DSM 1558, 1806 nucleotides long. It is a transcript of the gene Tmmco1, whose product is annotated as multi-copper oxidase laccase-like protein. The annotation marks the transcript as partial. Lineage: Eukaryota; Fungi; Basidiomycota; Tremellomycetes; Tremellales; Tremellaceae. The record is from RefSeq and is a predicted model, not a curated record. Gene Ontology annotation, molecular function: copper ion binding; oxidoreductase activity. The transcript is spliced from 14 exons.
AUGUUUCUGACACCCCUUGUCCUCGCGGGCUGGGCGCUUGCUUCACCCUUACGAUCAAGAGACAACAGUACCAGUACUUCUUUGAAUGAAUCUCCCACAUCGACACAAGCAGAAGAUGUAAUCGCCACUAGUUCUCUUACAUCUACUUCGACCUCUUUGUCGAGUGCAACGGCUACAAACAACCCCAAGACGUAUAUCCUAUCCAAUGAUUUUGACAUCACUGAUACCCCUACGACAAGAGAGUAUUACUGGACAAUCGAUACAUACUCCGGAGCUCCCGAUGGCUUUGUACGCCAAGUAUACGCGAUCAACGGUCAAAUUCCAGGCCCCACGAUCGAAGCCAAUCAAGGAGAUAGAAUCGUAGUUCACGUAACUAACCUUCUACCAGAUGGUCAGAGCAUCCAUUGGCAUGGGAUCGACCAAAAUGGCACACAAUGGAUGGACGGAGUUGCCGGUUUUACUCAAUGUCCUAUACCUUCCGGAGGUACUUUCACGUAUAAUUUCACAAUAAAUCAAUUUGGGACUUUUUGGUAUCAUUCUCACUAUGGAAACACCCUCGCCGAUGGUCUUUAUGGAGCAUUGAUAGUUCAUUCUGUAAAUGAUCCCUUGCAACGUGGGAGGGAUUAUGAUGAAGAACGUUUACUGUUGGUUCAAGAUUGGGUACACGACAUGUCAGAAGUCGUCGUGAAUGCUCUGAAAAGUCCUCAGGGAUAUAAAGGAGGUAUCUUACCACCCGAAGGAGACUCAAUUCUUCUCAAUGGAGCAGGAGUGACGAAUUGUUCUGAUACUCCAGGAUGUACUACACCUUCACCUGCUGAGAUUCAUGUGCCUAUUGGGAAACGUAUUCGAGUCAGGUUAAUCUCAGCACUCAUGACAGACUUCCUCCGUGUUUCUAUGGAUGAACACAAAUUGGAGAUUGUAGAACUAGACGAUUGUCCCAUUUACGGACCCACCAUUGUUGAAACCGGUGUCAACCCAGGUCAACGAACUUCAUUCAUCAUCAACACCAAGCAUGGCAAAGCCGGUGAUGCAUUCUGGAUUCGAGCCAGUCGUGGGAUCGGAUGUACCGGUGAACACCCAUACAUCGGCAAAGCCAUAUUGCGCUACGUGAAUCACCAAACCAAGCACACAAAUAGUCUUCCUCGUACGUCGCCAUGGCCGGGAUUAGCAGCUCCCAAUGCCACAUGUCAUGAUCUCGAUGAGAACCAUAUUGUCACUCCGCGUGUGGCGGUAGAUGCUCCCACGGACAUCCUGACCACGGUGGAACUUCACAGUCAGCUGGGAAAGUUUGUGGAUGUUACAGGAGCUGCAUUUACUGGUUUCGGUUGGAAUGGUACUACUUUCCAAAACCAAAUAAACUAUCCCCUAUUACAACAAAUAGAAAAUGGUCUUACACUCAACUCUUCCCUCGUCGCAGCUGGUACCUUCCCUCAUGUCGGCGGUGGAGACAUAAUCAUCAACAAUCUUGACCCAUUCGAUCAUCCAUAUCACGCUCACGGUCGAGCGUUCUCUAUAGUCGGACGUGGAUCUGGAAUGCUGUUAGAGUCACAAUUACCUGGAAUCACAUUAAACCUCACGAAUCCUUUGAGAAGAGAUACGAUUCAUAUUCCUGCAAAAUCAUGGGCUGUCUUAAGGUUGGUGACUGAUGAUCCUGGUGUUUGGGCUUUACAUUGUCAUUUAGGAUGGCAUUUGAGUGUGGGGAAAAUGGCAGCUUUGGUUAUUCAACCGGAUGCGGUGAGGAAUUUUCAACAACCUGCAGAUUGGUUAGGUUUAUGCGCCGGUACGGAUCCUGAGGCCUUUGGACCU